Molecule: messenger RNA, 1905 nt
Organism: Didymodactylos carnosus
Lineage: Eukaryota; Metazoa; Rotifera; Eurotatoria; Philodinida; Philodinidae
Source: the annotation of a GenBank genome assembly
AUGGCCAUUGCUGACAUGAAUUCAUUCGAUAAUGAUAACGAAUAUGAUAAUACUAGCCAUAAUGAUAUUAUUACCAUAACAAAUCUUGAUAAAAAUAAAUCAUACAAUAUUAAUAAAUUUUUACAAUCACUAAAAAAACCAGCAGAAACACAAACAGCAGUGGUCACAAGUCCUACAACAACUGAUUUUACUAGAACAUUUCUACAGAAUUUGGCACCAUUAUUUACAAUAAAUCGUGUUGUUCAUCCUCGUAGACGACCAAAACAAAGCAGAAAACAUACACAGUUUUACAAAACACAUAUUGGAGAUGGUGGCAAAACAACAAUAGUUAGAACCAAAUUAAAACGUCUUCAACAACGUCCACCAUCAACCAAAGCAGCCAAAAUUUUAAUAAAAGACGAUGCACAAGAGCCAGGUGCUAAUGAUUCAAAUUCAAGAACUACUAAAAUACUAAAUGAUGAAAACAAUCAAGAUAAGGAAAAUUUGCGUAUCAUAACAGACACAAUAAUUGACCAAACAAUGCCAUUUAAUCCACCAUCCAAAGAAUGGAUAAUACAAAAGUCAAUAGAACUGCAAUUGCUUCGUACAAGAAGCAAUGCAGCGGCUCUAACAAUCCCUUCAUUUGGUAUUAUAGGAUCAAAGUUUUGGGAAACUAUAUGUGAAGAACAUGGUAUUGAUUCAACUGGAGAAUAUAAGGGUGAAUCACCACUUCAAUUAGAACGAAUUAAUGUUUAUUUUACCGAAGGACAAAAUGCACGAUAUGUACCGAGAGCGGUUCUAAUUGAUCUAGAACCUGGUACAAUGGAUGCAGUGAGAGCUAGUGCAUAUGGUGGAUUAUUCAGACCAGAUAAUUUUGUUUUUGGACAAAAUGGUGCAGGUAAUAAUUGGGGUACCGGUCAUUAUACAGAGGGAGCUGAAUUAAUUGAAAAUGUUAUGGACGUUGUUCGAAAAGAAUCGGAAGCAUGUGAUUGUUUACAAGGAUUUCAAUUGACACAUUCACUUGGCGGUGGUACUGGAAGUGGUAUGGGUACAUUACUUUUGUCCAAAAUGCGUGAGGAAUAUCCUGAUCGUAUAAUGAAUACGUAUUCCGUAUUUCCUUCACCAAAAGUCAGCGAAGUUGUUGUUGAACCGUACAAUACUACAUUGAGUAUUCAUCAGUUAAUUGAAAAUACCGAUCAGUCAUGUUGUAUUGACAAUGAAGCUCUAUAUGAUAUUUGUUUUCGUACAUUAAAAAUAACUUCACCAACUUAUAAAGAUUUAAAUCAUCUUGUAUCAUCAACUAUGUCUGGUGUUACAACUUGUCUUCGAUUUCCGGGUCAAUUAAAUGCUGAUUUACGUAAAUUAGCUGUAAAUAUGAUUCCAUUUCCACGUUUACAUUUUUUUAUGUGUGGUUAUGCACCAUUAACCAGUGUUAGACUAGAACAAUAUCGUACAAUGACUGUAGCGGACUUGAGUCAACAAUUAUUUUCAUCAGGAAAUAUGAUGGCAGCAUGUGAUCCAAGACAUGGACGAUAUUUAACAGUGGCAGCAAUAUUUCGUGGUAAAGUAUCAAUGAGAGAACUCGAAGAACAAAUGACAUCGGUACAAAAUAAAAAUUCAUCAUUUUUUGUUGAAUGGAUACCGAAUAAUGUUAAAACGGCCGUAUGUGAUAUUGCACCAAAAGGUCUUAAAUUAGCAGCCACAUUUAUUGGUAACAAUACAGCAAUUCAAGAAAUUUUUAAACGUAUUGGUGAACAAUUUUCGGCCAUGUUUCGUCGAAAAGCAUUCUUAUUUCGUUAUAUUGAACAAGGUAUGGACGAAAUGGAAUUUACUGAAGCUGAAUCAAAUAUGAACGAUUUAAUAGCAGAAUACCAACAAUAUCAAGAAGCAACUGCUGAUGAUCCUAACGGCGAAGACGAUGAAUAG